Nannizzia gypsea CBS 118893 is the source of this 663-nucleotide messenger RNA. RefSeq names its product 2-hydroxychromene-2-carboxylate isomerase. The record is from RefSeq and is a predicted model, not a curated record. Bases 1 to 663 code for a protein of 220 amino acids. NCBI's taxonomy places the organism in Eukaryota, Fungi, Ascomycota, Eurotiomycetes, Onygenales, Arthrodermataceae. Gene Ontology annotation, molecular function: glutathione transferase activity; glutathione peroxidase activity. Gene Ontology annotation, biological process: glutathione metabolic process. Gene Ontology annotation, cellular component: mitochondrion; peroxisome. The transcript is spliced from 5 exons.
AUGGCUGCGCCCAAGAUCACCCUCUAUGUUGACAUCGUCAGCCCCUUUGCCUACAUCGCCUACCAUGUGCUAAGAAACUCCCCUGUUUUUGCAAAAUGCACCACGACGUAUGUCCCUGUCCUGCUCGGGGGGAUUAUCCAGGCUACGGGGAACGUCCCUCCAAUCCGUAUCAAAAACAAGGAUAAAUGGAUCAACAUGGAGCGUUUGCGAUGGUCAAAGCUACUGGGAGUUCCCAUUACUGAGGCUAUGCCAGACGGUUUUCCCGUCUUUACUCUAGCUGUCCAGCGGGCUCUCUGUGCCGUUGCAGCCGAUCACCCUGAAAAAUUGACCGGCUGCAUUGAUGCGUUAUACAAUGCACUAUGGGUGAAUAGGGACUCAACUAUCAUCAAGCCGGAAGGCUAUGUACCUGUGCUGGAGGCUGUGAUUGGCAAAGAAGCUGCUAUCAAAGUGGCGGAGAAGGCAACUGCUGCCGACAUGAAGCAGACGCUGGUAUCAAACACGGAACGGUCCGUAGAAUCCGGUGCGUUCGGCUUACCGUGGAUGGAGUGCACCAAUUCAAAGGGUGAGACAGAAUCUUUCUUCGGUGUUGAUCACCUUGGACAGGUUACCGCUUUCUUGGGCUUGGAUGGCACCCUUGGAAAAGGUUUUAAAGCGCUACUAUAG